AUGAUAACAGAUGAAAAUUUAAGUUUGGAAUCUUGCAAAAAAUUAAAAGAGCUGGAAGAAAAAAUAAAUGAAAAAAAAGUAAAAAAUAAAGUAAAAGCAGAAGAAAAUGAUGUAAAAAAUUUUAUGAAGCUAAAAGCGUUGGAACAUUCACUACCUCAAAAGCUCAAGAAAAAAAUGAAAUCCAUGAAAAUUAACAAUUUGAAUGAUCUCAAAAAAUUAACUGUCACUAAAAAAAAGUUUUUUGUAAAAAUAUUAGACCAAAAGGAUUUAAAGAAAAAAAAGAAAAAGAAACAACAACCACAAAUCUGA
Molecule: messenger RNA, 309 nt
Organism: Plasmodium yoelii
Lineage: Eukaryota; Apicomplexa; Aconoidasida; Haemosporida; Plasmodiidae
Product: conserved Plasmodium protein, unknown function
Exons: 1
Coding region: 1-309 (102 amino acids)
Source: RefSeq, a predicted model, not a curated record